Molecule: messenger RNA, 997 nt
Organism: Trametes versicolor FP-101664 SS1
Lineage: Eukaryota; Fungi; Basidiomycota; Agaricomycetes; Polyporales; Polyporaceae
Product: UbiA prenyltransferase
Exons: 7
Coding region: 1-885 (294 amino acids)
Biological process (GO): ubiquinone biosynthetic process
Cellular component (GO): mitochondrial inner membrane
Molecular function (GO): 4-hydroxybenzoate polyprenyltransferase activity
Source: RefSeq, a predicted model, not a curated record
AUGGCCGUAGCACGCGGAUACUUCGAGCUUACUCGACUCCACAAGCCAUUCAUGGGCAACACCCUGAUGUUCUGGCCCUGCGCGUGGGGCCUGACGAUGGCGGCACGCGCUGUCGCGCUCCCCUUCCCCAUCUUUGCGGCGAAACUAGCCGUUUUUGCGCUCGGCUCUUUCCUGCUGCACAGUGCUGCUUGUGUUCUCAAUGACAUCUGCGACAUCGAGUUUGAUCGGCAAGUAGAGCGCACUCGCGACAGACCACUACCAGCCGGCGUUGUGUCUGUCCGUGGUGCUACGAUUCUAUGUGUCUCACUGCUCGUCCCGGUUUUCGGUCUCCUUUCCUAUGGUGACAGCCUAAGCCUCCUACUCGGCCUCAUAGGCAUCUUCCCCUUGCAUGCGUUGUACCCGCUGAUGAAGCGCUGGACGUGGUGGCCCCAGGCCUGGCUCGGGCUCGCCUUCAACUGGGGCAUCCCACUCGCCUGGGUCUCGGUAACGGGCCACAUCCCGCCCCUCCCGAUUUGGGUGCUCUUCUUUGGCGGCGUCUGUUGGACGAUCGUCUACGACACCAUCUACGCGUGCCAAGACCGCGAAGACGACCGCAAGGUAGGCGUGAAGAGCACCGCGCUACUCUUCGGCGACCGCGUGCGCGAGAUCCUCUCGCUCAUGGUCGGUGCGCUCCUCGUGAGCCUCGUAUACGCGGGCUGGGCGACGCGCCAGGGCGCGGGCUACGCGCUGCUCUCGUGUGGCGGCACGCUCGCGCACUCCGUGUGGCAGCUCGCGACGUGGAACGAGGCGGACCUCAAGGACCACCGCGCGAAGUUCGAGUCGAAUGGGCUUGUGGGAUGCGUUAUCUGGCUCGGCAUCCUUUUCGACUACCUUAGCGUCUUGUAGACCGGGCCUCGGGCCGAGAUAAGUACAUACGCAAAACGCGCUCCGAUAUAUCUCCCGUCUAUAGUACUAGCGUCAUUACUUCAUCUUAAUAAUGGCUUACUCGCUUAUUACG